UCCCCUAAAGACAAGGACAUCACCUUGUUGGGACAAACUACUAUGGUCAGCGGCUGGGGAUGGACUUUCAACUCCACGAAAAAUCAAGACAUUCUUCGGUGGGUUGAGGUGAAGAUUGUCCCCAAUUCUCUUUGCGAAGAGCACUAUGAACCAAAGCGCAUUACUUCAAGUAUCUUGUGUGCCACAAACAAUUCUUCUGGACUUUGCCAUGCAGAUAACGGUGGCGGCCUAUUUCUCCAAACUGAUAGAAGAGACUUGCAGAUUGGUGUGGCCAGCUUUUGCAGCAGCAGUUGCACAGAUGAAACACCUGCUGCUUACACCAAACUGGUCUCCUACAUUGGAUGGAUCAACAGAAUCGCUGAGAUCCAAGAUGAGUGAGAAGCUGG
Molecule: messenger RNA, 386 nt
Organism: Schistocerca americana (American grasshopper)
Lineage: Eukaryota; Metazoa; Arthropoda; Insecta; Orthoptera; Acrididae
Product: chymotrypsinogen B2-like
Exons: 3
Coding region: 43-378 (111 amino acids)
Biological process (GO): proteolysis
Molecular function (GO): serine-type endopeptidase activity
Source: RefSeq, a predicted model, not a curated record